Kalmanozyma brasiliensis GHG001 is the source of this 1416-nucleotide messenger RNA. RefSeq lists its product as uncharacterized. The coding region runs from base 1 to 1416 and encodes 471 amino acids. NCBI's taxonomy places the organism in Eukaryota, Fungi, Basidiomycota, Ustilaginomycetes, Ustilaginales. The record is from RefSeq and is a predicted model, not a curated record. The transcript has a single exon.
AUGGUGCUCCAGAACAAAUACAAAGCGAAAGCGUCGAGACGGCAUCACUCUCAGAAGGCUUCUGCCGACGAUGCUGAACCAGGUUCAUCCAAGCCAGGCUUCCGUCAACGAUUCGCCAACAAGCACCGACAAUCCUCAUCACAAAGCGGUCAAGACGGUACAAUGAUCGGAUCUCAUCGAGGAGAGGAGGAAGGGGAGGAUGACUUCGAGGAUGGAGACGAUAGCGAAGAAGCAUCCAUCAGCGGCAGCGAAGAGGAGCAAGCCAACGCCGAUUUUCCGAGCCUUACCAAAGCUGCCGCAGUGUCAGACCCAUCACAGUCAUCGACACACCUGGAAGACCCUUCCAAUCCCUCCAGAGGCAAGUAUGCGCGACGGAAGUUGGGCGAGAGCAAGCUUGCUAGGCUGGAAAGGCUCGAAGCGUCCAAGGAUCCGAGGCUGCCGGAUGAGGAAGAGCCCGAGCCCGAAGUCGACAUCUCCAAUCUCGUCGCUCGUGUCGCUGCACUAGGCGGCUCUGCUGGCACGCAAGCCGGCGUUGCCGAGGAGAUCGCCCGCAGUCGUGGUCAGCACGAGACCGCCUCCGACGUCGAGAACGAUAUCGACCACAGCUUGGCGUACCUGCAUGAGAAGGAACGCUUGCGCCAAAAGGCAAAGGGUCGCGGAGGGCAGCAAGAUGCCAGCAGCAAGGCGCACUCGCACUCAGAAGCGCUCGACGUCGAUGCGGACGGCAACGCGAUCGAUCUCGAGGCCCUGCAGAAGGAGAAGGAGAAGGCAGAGGCGGUGCGUGCGCUCAAGGCACGCUUCCAAGGCCAUGGCGUCGGUGAGCGUCAACGCCCGGAUGGCAGGAAUCGCAUCGCCCCUUCGAUCCAUAUCGGACCUCAAGCAACAGACUCUUCCGACAACAGCGCUUCGAGCAAGAGCGGCUCGAGCGAGGAAGACACGCAAACAGCAUCGACCAUCUCGGACAGCCUCAAUGCCGAGAUUGAGUCCUCUCUCGCAAAGACCCGCACUGGCAGCCUCAAUGCUGAGACGGCAUCUGUGAACUCGGGGCGAUCUAGCUUCAGCACCACUUUCGGCCGACGCAAAUCUCCACUCGCUCAUGCGCCCAUGCACGAGCCCCAGCCCGAGAAGUCGUCACCCCGCGCUGGCGGUCGUGCGCGGCAGACGGAACGCAUCGACAGCUUCCUCGCGAGUCUCAAUGACCGCAGCAUGGGGGGCAAGGAUCCCUCCGUCUUUACGCUCAACUCCGUCAGCCCGAACCCGUGCGGUCCAUCGCAGCGCAAUUCGAACGCAUCUGACCGCACCGUCAAGGCGCAUCCACCGAGCCAUCACCAGCCGCACCAGCAGCAGAUGCCCAUCCACUCGGCUCCCGGCGAGCUCGGAAGAUUGGAAAGCUUCUUGGAUGACAUGCUCGGCUGA